Messenger RNA from Neopsephotus bourkii (Bourke's parrot), 3064 nucleotides. RefSeq names its product monocyte to macrophage differentiation associated 2 (gene MMD2). Gene Ontology annotation, cellular component: membrane. Lineage: Eukaryota; Metazoa; Chordata; Aves; Psittaciformes; Psittacidae. Gene Ontology annotation, molecular function: pore-forming activity. The coding region runs from base 226 to 966 and encodes 246 amino acids. The transcript has 7 exons. The record is from RefSeq and is a predicted model, not a curated record.
CCUUCUCCUCCUCUUUGCACAUCCGAGGGCGGCAGCGGGGCUGGCUCCCCCCUCCCGGAGGUCGCCUUUGUUUUCCCGGAGUCGCUCUCCCGAGCAGCCGGGGGGGAUCGGGAGGGGGCCGGGGCCGGGCUGGACCAGACCGGCCACCCCUUCUCCUGCUCGCCCCUCGGCGGACUUGGUUCGGUUCCCCCCCCACCCCCCGGGACCCCCCAUGGCACCGCCGCGAUGUUCGUGUCCCGGCUCCUGGAUUUCCAGAAGACGCGCUACGCCAGGUUCAUGAAUCACCGCGUCCCAUCCAACUGCAGGUACCAGCCGACGGAGUAUGAGCACGCAGCCAACUGUGCCACCCAUGCAUUCUGGAUCCUGCCCAGCAUCCUUGGCAGCUCCAUCCUCUACAUCCUCUCUGAUGACCAGUGGGAAACUAUCUCAGCCUGGAUCUAUGGCUUUGGCUUGUCCAGCCUCUUCAUUGUCUCCACCAUCUUCCACACCAUCUCCUGGAAGAAGAGGCAUCUCAGGACAGUGGAGCACUGCUUGCACAUGUUUGACAGGAUGGUGAUCUACUUCUUCAUCGCAGCAUCAUAUGCUCCCUGGCUGAACCUGAGGGAGUUGGGUCCCUGGGCUUCCCACAUGCGCUGGAUCAUCUGGAUCAUGGCAUCUGUCGGGACUGUCUAUGUUUUCUUCUUCCAUGAGCGGUACAAGCUGGUGGAGCUGGUGUGCUACGUUAUCAUGGGCUUCUUCCCUGCACUGGUCAUCCUCUCCAUGCCCAACAGGGAUGGCCUCCCGGAGCUGGUGGCCGGUGGAUUCUCCUACUGCCUGGGCAUGGUCUUCUUCAAGAGCGACGGCCGCAUCCCCUUCGCCCAUGCCAUCUGGCACCUCUUUGUGGCCAUUGGAGCUGGCAUCCACUACUAUGCCAUUUGGAGGUAUCUCUACCGGCCCGGCACGCUGGACACUAAAACAUCCCGGUAGAUGCCUUAAAGACCAGCCCAUGGGGGUAUGAGGGGAGCAGGGAGACAGCCUGUGCCAUCGCUCACCCCAAACCACCCACUAGCCCCAUGGGCAGCUCUGCUGGUGCCCUUCCUGCACAGCCAGGAGAGCCUGGAGGUGGAUUUUAAACAGAUUUUCCUCUUUUAACCUCGGGAACUGCUUGGAUUUUAGGCACAGGUUUUGUAACACAGUGACCCACCAAGGGGCUGCUGGUGGCAGGGGAAUGAAUGACCGUGUGCAAGGGGCUUGGGGAGGCUUCACUCACUUGCCUGGCCCUGAGCAUCCCAUGGGGUCCUUCACCCCACAUGCCUCUGGAUAGUGACACCCUGGGUUGGCUGCUGAGCCCUUAGCAUGGGCCACCCAAGGGACUGGAGGAGUUGGGAUGAGGGGGCAGAUCCAGCCCCUUUCCCUUGGGAUGCUCCAGCCUGGGAGGGGACACAUUGGCACCCCUGUUCCAGCCGGGCUCAGCUCCUAAAUGGACCUAAAUCAUGCCAGCAUUAACCAGGUUCUCUAUGGGAAAGUCCAGGGACAACAAAGCCUUAUAUGAGAUGGAAACUGGGAUCUCUUCCAGGGCACCCCAGAGUCCCCAAGCACUGCAGAACCCUUUCUCUAAGCCAGUCUUAGGUGCACAACUCAGCACACCCCCCCUGCAUGGGCCCGGGGAGCCCACCGGGAUGUUUUGUCCUUGGGGUGCUUUGUUUUCCCCUCCAAUCUCAGUGCCGUGGCAGAUUCAAAGCACAGCCCCGCUCCCAGGCUCUUACCUGUGCCUUCAAGCAGGGAGCAGAGGGGGGAUCUGGAUCCCAGCAUCCGCCUGGCUGGGGUGAGUCCAUCCACAUCAGGGGAUUCUCAUUCUCCUUGAGGGAGGGAAGCAAACCUCCUUGGGUUGGGAUCAUGGGGCUACCUGCCUUUCCUGCUCCCAUUCUGGUGAUGAGCCUAUUGCCCAUCAUUAACUCCACUCCUGGGAGGAUUUCUGGCAUUCCCAGAAUUGAUGUAGGGGAAAGAUGCAUCUGCGUGAUGCUUGGAGGUGAGCUGAAUGGAGAGGUCCUAGUGAUGCUCGGCUAUUAAACACCUAACCACAGCUACACAGUGCUUUCCAGGGUACGAUAACAAGACAUGGAGCACCCAUCCAGCCUUCAGGAGCAGCCUGAUGGUGCUGGAACGGGGAAACCACACUGGUCCUGCUCCCCAGGCUGCUGGAGCUGUUAAGGACUGGUCCAUGCUGGGACCCCGCAGAGCAUCGCUGCUCUCAGUCCUGCCUGCACCUUCCCCAGGAGCCCCUGGAGGCAUCGAUUUCCCAUCAGCUCUUCUGGGCCUCUUGAUUAAUUGUGGCUGCAGCAGCCUUGGCACAAGGAGGCAAAUGAAGGAGAUUUAUGGCCACUGUCCCACGUCUCCUGUUUCUCUGGUAGCCAAGGAGCCGAGCUCCAGGCUCUGCUCCAUCUCCCACAGAGCUUAGGGUCUCCCCAGCCUGCAUCGCCCCAGGACCAGCUCUAUAUCACCCAUCAAAUUACCAAAGAGACAGCAUCCGGAUGCUCAUCCCCUCCUGACUGUGGCUGUGGUCACCAGGGCAACAAAAGAAUCCUGUGGGUUUUCCCUUCCAUAGGCACAAGGGUCCUAUAAGGGGCUCUAGGUGUAUGACUCUGGCAUAGGGCUGCUGGGGGGUCUCUACCCAGGGCACCCCAAAUCAGCCUUUGGGCUGGGGACACCCCUUGGGGUGAUGGGUGGUCCUAAGGGACAGGGGGUGGAUGACCCAGUGUGAGCACAGUCUCUGCUGCUGCAUCUCCCAAGCCCCCAUGUCCACUCCCUUGCUCCAUCAUCUGCUGCAGAUGGAGGCUGGAGGAUAAGCUGGGAGUAACCAGCAGCUGAUGGAGCAUUUUUGGGGUUGAAAUAGCAGGAUAGGAGGUCCCAGAACAGAAGAUGCCAUUUUUUUUCUGCCUGGCAAGCCCUUAAACUUCUCCGUGCCUCAGUUUCCCCAUCUGUAAAAUGGAGGAGAAGACAGCAACCUACCUCACAGGGCUCAUGUGAGGACCCUGUGGAGCACCUGGAGGACAACCAGUGCUUUACAAACGCGUGCUUCAACUUU